Aplosporella prunicola CBS 121167 is the source of this 1257-nucleotide messenger RNA. RefSeq names its product carbohydrate esterase family 9 protein. Lineage: Eukaryota; Fungi; Ascomycota; Dothideomycetes; Botryosphaeriales; Aplosporellaceae. Gene Ontology annotation, biological process: N-acetylglucosamine catabolic process. Bases 1 to 1257 code for a protein of 418 amino acids. Gene Ontology annotation, molecular function: N-acetylglucosamine-6-phosphate deacetylase activity. The record is from RefSeq and is a predicted model, not a curated record. The transcript has 2 exons.
AUGGGCGACAACCAGUUCACCACCUUUACCAACUGCCGCUACUGCCUUGACGGCGCCCUGGUUGACGACCAUCUCGUCAUCUCCGAGGAAACUGGCAAAAUCAUCAAGCGUACCGGCUACAUUGGUGGCGAGAUUGUCGAUCUCGAGGGAAACAUCAUAGCUCCCGGCCUGCUCGAGCUGCACACCAACGGCGUCAAUGGAUUCCAUUUCACUCACUUUGAAAACAACCACCAGUAUGAGCUGAAGCUGAAAGAGACGGCCGAAUUCUACGUCACCCAGGGCGUUACGGGCUUUUGGGCCACCUUGCCCACUGUGCCUCCCGAAACGUUCCAAAAGAUCCUCCCUUCCCUCGCCCCCCACGCCUUCCCCUCCGCAGCAACCCUCCUCGGCGCCCACGUUGAAGGGCCCUACCUUUCCCCGCACAAACCCGGCGCACACACGCACACGCUCUUCCACACCCCAGCCAGCGCUUCCGACCCCCUCGCCAUCUACGGCCCCGCUCUCUCCAACCGCACCAUAAAGCUCUGCACCCUCGCCCCCGAGCUCGAGGCCAGCACCGCGCUCAUCCGUGCCCUCACUGCGCACGGCGUCGUCGUCUCGCUCGGCCACUCCGUCGCCAGCUACUCGACGGGCCUGGCCGCCCUCGCCGCUGGCGCCACCGGCCUCACGCAUACUCUCAACGCCAUGGCGCCACUUGAGUCACGCGCGCCUGGCCUUGCAGGUUUGCUCGCCCUCCCCGACGACCCCACGGCCGCCGUUCCUGCGCCGUACUACAGCCUCAUAGCCGACGGGCAGCACCUCGCGCCCGCGACGCUCGCGCUCCUCUACCGCGCAGCCCCGCACCGCGCCCUCCUCGUCAGCGACAGCAUCGAGCUCGCGGGCCCCUCCCUCCCAGCAGGCACAUACCCCGGGCACGCGCAGAUCCCGCAUCCACAGGUCAAGAUCACGCACGAUGCCACAGGCGCCUUACUCCCUACUCCCAAAGCCGUGCUCGAGGGCGCCGAGACGCUGGUCGGCGGGUGCGCGAUGCUGCGCGAGUGCGUGCGCAACGUCGCGGCCUGGAGCGGAAGCGGGAUCGCGGGGGCGGUGGCGGCCGCGACGGAGAACGUGGCAAAGUUUAUGGGCGUCGAGGGCGCUGUGGGGAGUUUGCGGGAGGGGAGGCGGGCGGAUUUGUGCGUGCUUAAUGAGGAGGGGGAGGUGUUGCAGACGUGGGUGGCGGGGCGGAAAGUUUGGGAACGGGAGGGCGGGUUGUACUGA